Sinocyclocheilus grahami is the source of this 546-nucleotide messenger RNA. RefSeq names its product selenoprotein Pa-like. The record is from RefSeq and is a predicted model, not a curated record. The annotation marks the transcript as partial. Gene Ontology annotation, biological process: selenium compound metabolic process. Gene Ontology annotation, molecular function: selenium binding. The transcript has 4 exons. NCBI's taxonomy places the organism in Eukaryota, Metazoa, Chordata, Actinopteri, Cypriniformes, Cyprinidae. Gene Ontology annotation, cellular component: extracellular region.
GAGGAGUAUAAAUAGGAGGAGCCGUGUGGGAGCGGGUUGUUUUUGUCUAGAACCAGAAAGUAUCGCUGCUGAAGACUCUCAAGACUCUAAAACAAGUUAGUGGGUCUGUUGUUUGGAGUCAUGUGGAAGGCACUGAGCCUUACACUGGCUCUCUGCCUACUGGUGGGCUGCAGUGCAGAGAGCGAGACAGACGGAGCCCGCUGUAAAUGUCCUCCCGUGUGGAAGGUCGGAGAGGAGGAGCCCAUGAAGAACGCUCUUGGACAUGUGACAGUGGUGGCUUACCUCCAGGCCAGCUGACUGUUCUGCUUGGAGCAAGCAUCAAAGCUCAAUGACUUGCUCCUGAAGUUAGAGAACCAAGGUUAUGUAAAUAUAAACUACAUGGUGGUAAACAACCGAGAUGAAAGGUCCCAACGGCUGCACCACUUGCUCAAAGAAAGACUGAUGAAUAUCACCCUCUAUGCCCAAGACCUCAGUCAGCCGGAUGUCUGGCAGGCAGUAAAUGCUGAGAAGGAUGACAUCUUGGUCUAUGACAGGUGUGGCCGACUC